GCACCAGGGCCCCGUUCAAUUUGAGUGUGUAGUGUAUUAGUGCGGAGUGGAAAUCCAAUAGCUUUUUAAACGUCGACGCGGCCCGUUUUCCCGUCUUUAUGUGGCACCAUCUUCAAGUAAAACGCGUUCACUGAGGUGUGAAGAACGGGUCCGCGUUCCACUAGUCACCAGUAGUGUUAACUCCUCCUCCACAAAUCAGUGGCUUGCGAGGGCUCGCUCUACUAGAACGCUUUAGCGUCUUUUUCACAUAGAUAGUUGCGAAAAACAACAGUAGUUAUGUUUACCCUCUCUGAGUUUAUGGUAAUUUUAGCUAUGUUGUCCGCAACAGCGUCAGGUUAUUUUGUAAGCAUAGACGCUCAUGCAGAAGAAUGUUUAUUUGAACGAGUCAACUCUGGUACCAAGAUGGGCCUCAUGUUUGAGGUGGCCGAAGGCGGUUUCCUUGACAUCGAUGUGGAGAUCACAGGUCCAGAUGGGAAGCAGAUUUAUAAAGGAGACAGAGAAUCCAGUGGAAAGUACUCUGUGGCUGCCCAUAUGGAUGGCACAUACAAGUUCUGCUUUAGCAAUAAGAUGUCCACCAUGACGCCCAAGAUUGUCAUGUUUACCAUUGACAUCGGAGAGGCCCCCAAGGGAGACGGCAUGGAGACGGAAGGUGGUGGAGACACCUGGGACGCCCACCAGAACAAGCUGGAGGAGAUGAUUAAUGAGCUAGCAGUUGCCAUGACGGCAGUAAAACACGAACAGGAAUACAUGGAAGUCCGAGAGAGAAUACACAGAGCAAUUAAUGACAACACAAACAGCCGAGUGGUGCUUUGGUCCUUCUUUGAAGCGCUUGUGUUGGUAGCUAUGACCCUGGGACAAAUCUACUACCUGAAGAGAUUUUUUGAGGUGCGGAGAGUUGUGUAAAACAUGCUUUUUUUCCAACUCCAAAGUGAGUCAUCAUUCACUUGAACCAUUAGCCGCACCAUACUACAAAGUUGGAAAUCAAACAACCUCUGAAAAGCCUUUUCCUUAUCCAAUCUCAUGUCUGUUUUCCUCUUCAGGCCAUGGUACAAUGUAUGUUUUUCCAAUCGAGGAGAACUGUCUUUGCAUUGACUCCUCAGACUUUGAUAUCAAUAGCACUGAAGAGGGUAUUAUACAUUUUUGAUCAAGAAGAGUAUUUAUGCAUUCAAACCCACUGCCCUAAAACUAUGCCAGGAGGAGGUUUUGUAGUAAGUUGUGCACACAUUAAAUACAACACUGGGCUUGGAAUGAUAAUUGUUAGACAACUGUUCAGCUUGCUCUAGAUGUUUUUUAGGGAGUAUAUUUUGUUGUACAAAUAACUUUUGUUUUAACACCUACCGUGCCAAUCAGUCACAGUAUGCAAAAUGCAUAUUUAAUGGAAAAAGUAAUGGCAUAUAAUCGUACUGUAUGUAUUUAAGACUGUUACAUUUUGGGGUAAGAUGCAGAAUAAGAAAAGCCUUGGUGUGAGAUCUGAGCUAUUGUUGCCAGUUUGAAGUAGUUGCUUGAGCAUUUAUUGUUCUAGUAUUGUACUUUAUCAAAUGAGUACAAUUUUGUACAGAUUUUAUUCUACUUUGUAUUGGUAGUUAUGUUCAAUGUUUUUUCUGGUUUAGCAGAGGGUGACAUUGGUCACAACGGGGUGAAUAACAGAUACAGAGCUCAGACUGAGUCAAAUUAAAAUGUGGAUGAACUUAUGACCCAAAUCCAGUUCAUAAUAAAGUGUUUCCUUGUCCUCUUGA
Messenger RNA from Oncorhynchus tshawytscha (Chinook salmon), 1736 nucleotides. Its product is annotated as transmembrane emp24 domain-containing protein 2-like. Gene Ontology annotation, cellular component: COPII-coated ER to Golgi transport vesicle; endoplasmic reticulum; Golgi apparatus. The record is from RefSeq and is a predicted model, not a curated record. The coding region runs from base 277 to 903 and encodes 208 amino acids. Gene Ontology annotation, biological process: endoplasmic reticulum to Golgi vesicle-mediated transport; Golgi organization; intracellular protein transport. NCBI's taxonomy places the organism in Eukaryota, Metazoa, Chordata, Actinopteri, Salmoniformes, Salmonidae. The transcript is spliced from 5 exons.